UUACUCACCAACAUGAUCGCGGAAUGGCUCCACGAACCUCUCCACGAACGUCUCUCGAAGCGCCAGUAGAGGACCUAACGGCAUGUCUUGCAUUGGAGCGGCUUGAUUCCUACGGUAUCAUAUCCAUGGAGGAAGUCGACGAUAUUGAUCUUCCCGAGGAGUUACACCCUUUAGCCCGGCAAGACUGUUUUGAUGGGAUACCGCCUGAAUGGAAUCUUACGUUACAACUAUGCUUACCGAGACAGCAAAAUACGAGAAGAUACAACGAAAGAAAAAGGUCAUGGGUGAGACCUUCCUCAACGCAGCGUCAUUAAACAAGUGGCUCACGGAUCACUUUGACAAGCAAGAAGAGGAGAGUAUGCGAAGACUUUACCUUGACCCCGUCGAGAUUACGCCAGAGGUCACAGAGCGAACAAGAGAGUAUUUAAUAAAGCUAGCCAGCUCUAUCCUUGCUUACUUCAAAAAGCCAGGCAUCGACAAGGAUCCAGCGCUGUAUCGGAGAGCAUGCUUUCAGCUCGCCGUUACUCUGGGACACGAGAUGUCGCACGCUAUCAAUUUCCUCCGCUUCUCUGGGUCGAGAAUCGGUAAGGAUUUCGAAGAUAAGGAGCACAUAUUUCACAGCGUCGGCGACCCGCAGGCUGAAGAAGGCAAUGCUUGGGAAAUGUCCACGUUCGGGUAUUUGAAUGCAUGUUUUCCGGGCACAGAAGACCGUGACGAUGUUGUUCCGAAUUAUGGGCUCAGCGCGCACAACUGGGCGGAGGGUCUAGGAAAUGAAAGUACUUGGGUUGAGAUUGAGAGGACUAAUGAGAUUCCGAAGUUAGAUUUGACAUCAACGCUACAGGCUAGAGCGACACGUAAGCGUCGUUCCAAGACGCUAUUCACAUAUGAGCUUCUUCCUCCACCUGAUCUGCCUGAAACGGUAGGACAGACCAGCACGGCUCAGACCAUCGACCCUGCCGAACGAGAUCGAAGUUCUCAAGACGAGACAGGAGAGGAUGCAACUCGCAUAACGAGAAAACAGAACCGGCGAACCCGUGAAGAGCAAGCAAGAGGCUUUCAACCCCAGGAAAUCAAUACGACUUCAAAACAACAAAACUAAGAGUUCAACAGCAGGGUCUCCGGAGCGUCCUACGGUCUCUGAAUUUACGAACCCUGCGCCGAAAGCGUUGAAGGAUGAUACGAAAGCAUCAAAUAUAUCAACUCCACAGAAAGCUAGUUCUAAGACUAUAAAGGAUGGGGACUCGACGUCAUCUGAGCUUUCUACACCGCUAGACACGGAGUAAGUGUGAAGAUGCUUCAAGUACAGCAAAGAAGCAACCGAUACAGAGGACAAACGGUUGUUCCCAUACAUGAUACAAAGAAGUAUAAAGGUAGGUAAAGCAACUGCAAUUGUCACAUCUCAUGGUAUGUAAUCUUGAAGAUCCAGUACUAUAUUGUUAUUGUAUCGUUAUUCCUCCUUUGUUCCUUUGUCUUGCUUCGUAACACUGCUAUGUAUUUGACUCGUGUGCUUCUUCCAUGCAUUGUCCAGACUGCUAGGUGCUAGAAAUGUUUAGUGCUCUCUCCGUACCGUCAAUCUUUAC
Messenger RNA from Mytilinidion resinicola, 1580 nucleotides. RefSeq lists its product as uncharacterized. The record is from RefSeq and is a predicted model, not a curated record. Bases 209 to 1099 code for a protein of 296 amino acids. The transcript has 5 exons. NCBI's taxonomy places the organism in Eukaryota, Fungi, Ascomycota, Dothideomycetes, Mytilinidiales, Mytilinidiaceae.